AUGGGUAACAGGAGAGAGGCCGAAAAGAUGCGGCACAGUCCGCACCGAGUUCACGAAUUUAGUUUGGCGAAUUUACUCACUGAUCCGUUCGCCAUUUCGCUGCUGUCGCUGGCAUUGAUAUCAUGGAUCAUUGCGUUCGUUGGGUCGAUUGCAGCGGCUGCUAACAACCGAGACUACCCUCCGUUUGCGUGGUGGGGAAUAGUUUAUCAAAUGCUGCUGUUGAUAGCCAUUUUCUUGCUGUACUGCUACGAUUUGGUGGAUUACUACAAGACGUUUCUUUCAGCAGGUUUGGCGGUGGCUUUUAUUUACACGACCAAUAGUACAGGGGAUUUGAUCUAUCGAGACGGCUCGAAAGUGGCAGCUGCGUCGGCAGGACUCAUUCUGCUUUCGAUGAUCAAUGCUAUAUGGCUAUUCUACUUUGGUGCGGACAACGCUUCGCCUUCGAACAGAUGGGUGGAUUCGUACUCUUUGAAGGGCAUCCGUCACUCUGUAUUAGAGUCCUCGAUAGCAUUGAGCGGCCGUCCCACUGGUGUACCACAACGCAACGUGUCGCGAUACUCGACAAAUUUCAACGAAGACACGAACCGUUUUAGCGAACGUAUUCCUCAAUCUCACCAUCUUUACCCAGAAUCACACUCCCAACACUACGUUUCGUCCACCGCAUUAAACGGAUUUGAAAAUGCGGGUCCCCCAGCAGCUCCAGCACUCCAAGAAAACGUUGCAAAUUCCCACAAUUCAAAUACAUUCUUCACCGACACCACUAACGGCAAUACGGAAACAACGAUGGGUGACACUCUGGGGCUAUAUAGCGACGCUGGUAACGAACUGGGAAGCUUUCCUUACACAGCUAAGGCUCUUUACACAUAUUCGGCUGACUCAAACGAUGCCUACGAAGUAUCGUUCGAGCAGGGCGAAAUUUUGAGAGUUGGCGAUAUCGAAGGCCGGUGGUGGAAGGCUAAAAGGGCAGAUGGUGAAACAGGCAUAAUUCCAAGCAAUUAUGUUGAGCUGGUUAGCGACGGUACAGUUUAG
This is a messenger RNA of Lachancea lanzarotensis, 1029 nucleotides long. RefSeq names its product LALA0S01e06062g1_1 (gene SHO1). Bases 1 to 1029 code for a protein of 342 amino acids. The record is from RefSeq and is a predicted model, not a curated record. Gene Ontology annotation, biological process: regulation of actin filament polymerization. Gene Ontology annotation, molecular function: protein binding. Lineage: Eukaryota; Fungi; Ascomycota; Saccharomycetes; Saccharomycetales; Saccharomycetaceae. The transcript has a single exon.